This is a messenger RNA of Polistes canadensis, 4480 nucleotides long. RefSeq names its product 5-oxoprolinase. Lineage: Eukaryota; Metazoa; Arthropoda; Insecta; Hymenoptera; Vespidae. The transcript is spliced from 22 exons. Gene Ontology annotation, cellular component: cytosol. Gene Ontology annotation, molecular function: 5-oxoprolinase (ATP-hydrolyzing) activity. The coding region runs from base 240 to 4124 and encodes 1294 amino acids. The record is from RefSeq and is a predicted model, not a curated record. Gene Ontology annotation, biological process: glutathione metabolic process.
GCUUCACGUCGUGACGUUAAUAUUACAUAAGUGGCUGUCUCCAAUCAGAUAACGAACUACCGACAAAUUUUCCGACAAACUGACACGAGUUGGCGCUUUUUAUCAGUGUUACCAGCGUCGUUUAGUAUUAACUCUUUGGAAAACAAAUUUGAUCGGUAAAAUUUACGAAUUUACGUUUUCUUCUACAUAUCGCUGAACAAAUGCAUUUAAAUCUUGCUUAUUAAUUGGUCCACGUUACAAUGGUGAACAUGGAAAAUGAAAAAUUUGCAUUUGCAAUCGAUCGUGGUGGUACUUUUACCGACAUCUACGCAAGAUGUCCUGGCGGGAAAAUUAGAGUUAUGAAGUUAUUAUCCGUUGAUCCUGCUAAUUACGAGGAUGCGCCUCGCGAAGGAAUUCGUAGGAUACUCGAACAGGAAACUGGAGUGAAAAUGAACGGUGAAGUUGAUACUUCCAAAAUAGCUUGGAUUCGAAUGGGUACAACAGUGGCUACAAAUGCGUUGCUCGAACGCAAAGGGGCUAAAAUGGCGCUAAUAUUAAACGAAGGUUUCAAAGAUAUUCUUUUUAUUGGCAAUCAAGCAAGGCCAAACAUCUUUGACUUGGAAAUAGUAACACCAGAAGUUUUAUAUAAAAAAGUAGUGGAAGUAAAAUGUAGGGUAAUACCAGCACUACCAGGAAGAUGUCAACUUGUCAAAGAUCCCUGGAGAAAAGUAAAAGGUUCGACAGGUGAAGAUUUGUUCAUCAUACAAGAAUUGAACGAAGAGAAGUUGAAAGAAGAUUUGUUGGAAUUGAAACAAUCAGGAAUCGAAAGUAUUGCUGUAGUCUUGGCACACAGUUAUACAUACGCUGAGCACGAAAUCAGAGUUGGCCAAUUGGCUAAAGAACUCGGCUUUUCUCAAAUAUCUCUUUCUCAUCAAGUAAUGCCGAUGACUAGGAUCGUUCCACGUGGAUUUACGACUUGUGCUGAUGCUUAUUUAACACCACAUAUCAAACAAUAUCUACAGGGUUUUUCUUCUAAAUUUAAGAACAAUUUGGAAGGUGUUAACGUUUUAUUCAUGCAAAGCGAUGGUGGAUUAACUCCUAUGGAUUCAUUUAAUGGGUCACGAGCCAUAUUGUCUGGUCCUGCUGGCGGUGUCGUUGGAUAUGCCAUGACAACUUAUGGUAAAGAAACCGAUCUACCUGUAAUUGGCUUCGAUAUGGGAGGAACUUCGACUGAUGUCAGUCGUUAUGGUGGAAGUUACGAACACGUUUACGAAAGCACUACAGCUGGUGUAACGAUACAAGCGGCUCAGUUGGACGUAAACACAGUUGCGGCUGGAGGUGGAUCAAUGCUUUUCUUCAGGUCGGGUCUCUUCGAGGUAGGACCUGAAAGUGCUGGAGCUCAUCCUGGACCUGCCUGUUAUAAGAAGAAUGGUCCACUGGCAGUAACCGAUGCAAAUUUAACCUUGGGUAGAUUACUUCCUGAAUAUUUCCCACAAAUUUUUGGCCCUAACGAGAACGAACCUUUGGAUAAACCUCGAACUAUGGAAGCUUUUGAAAAACUUACUUAUGAGAUCAAUGAGUUUUUGAUACGUGAAGGUUUGAGAUCCGAAUCUGAUAAAAUGACGAUCGAAGAAGUUGCGAUGGGAUUUAUCAAAGUUGCUAAUGAAACCAUGUGUCGACCAAUUCGUGCUCUAACUCAAGCUAAGGGAUACGAUACAUCACGUCAUGUAUUAGCGUGUUUUGGUGGAGCUGGUGGUCAACAUGCAUGUGCUAUAGCUCGAACACUCGGUAUGAGCACUGUUUUUGUUCACAAAUAUGCCGGAAUUUUGUCCGCUUAUGGUAUGGCUUUGGCCAAUGUUGUGGAAGAAGCUCAAGAACCCAGUGCUGAGAUCUAUGAAAAAAGUUCUUUCCAACGAUUGGAUGAACGUUUAGAUAUUCUUGCUGAAAGAGCAAGAAACAAGUUGGUUCAACAGGGUUUUGACCAUUCUCAGAUACAUGUAGAAUCAUUUUUGCAUUUACGUUAUGAAGGUACUGAUUGUGCUUUGAUGUGUACAGCGAAACUUGACUCUGAAAAUUCUUUGGAAUCACCGAAACACGGCGAUUUUCUUGCAACAUUUUUAGAAAGAUAUCAAACAGAAUUUGGGUUUACUAUGCCCAAUCGAAAGAUUCUUGUGAACGAUAUCAGAGUCCGUGGAAUAGCAAGAACAACGAUAACCGAGGAUAAAACUCUACCACCAUUCUCUAAACCUGCUAAAACCGAAAAAUCAACUAUGGUGUACUUUGAGGGAGGAUAUCAAGAUACUAAAGUUUAUCAAUUAACUUCACUAUCACCAGGACACAUUAUACAAGGUCCUGCGAUAAUCAUGGACAGUUUGAGUACUCUAUUAAUAGAGCCUGAUUGUACAGCAUCUAUUACUUCUAAAGGAGACAUCAAAAUUAUCAUUGGCAAAGGAAUUCAUACAAAAGUAACAACCGAUUUGGAUACUAUUCAACUUAGUAUUUUUUCUCAUCGUUUUAUGAGUAUCGCUGAACAAAUGGGAAGAAUCUUGCAAAGAACUUCUAUUUCGACGAACAUUAAGGAACGAUUAGACUUUUCUUGUGCUGUGUUUGGACCAGAUGGUGGUCUUGUUUCAAACGCUCCACAUAUACCAGUUCAUUUGGGUGCUAUGCAAGAAACGGUUCAGUAUCAAAUGAAAGCUUUUAAAGGGAAAUUUACGCGUGGAGAUGUAAUACUUUCUAAUCAUCCUUCAGCUGGUGGCUCACAUCUUCCAGAUCUUACCGUCAUUACACCGGUAUUCUAUAGGGAUGUGGAACAACCGGUGUUCUUUGUUGCUAGUCGUGGUCAUCAUGCUGAUAUAGGUGGAAUAACGCCAGGUUCAAUGCCUCCAAAUUCGACCACGUUGCUUCAAGAAGGUGCAGCAUUUAAAAGCUUCUUGCUUGUUCACAAAGGUGUUUUUCGAGAAAAAGAAUUAAUAGAAGCUUUAAUGGAACCUGCCAAGAUUCCAGGAAGUUCAGGCACUAGAAAUCUUUCUGAUAAUUUGAGCGAUCUUAAAGCACAAAUAGCUGCUAAUCACAGAGGAUCACAAUUGGUAAACGAACUGAUCGAUAUUUAUGGUCUUGAUGUGGUUCAAGCUUACAUGGGACACAUUCAACAAAAUGCCGAGUUUGCUGUUAGAGAUAUGCUGAAGUUAGUCGGUAAUAAUGUACUUCAGCAGAGUGGGAGUAGCAGUGUUACCGCAGUCGAUUAUCUAGACGAUGGUAGCCCAAUUAAGUUACGAUUAGAUUUUGACGUUGAGAAGGGUGAAGCAGUUUGCGAUUUCACUGGAACUGGAUAUGAAGUUUGGGGUAAUUGUAAUGCACCACGUGCUGUAACACUUUCUGCUCUUAUUUAUUGUCUCAGAUCUAUCGUUGGCCGUGACGUACCGUUAAAUCAAGGAUGCUUGAAACCUGUCAAAGCUAUUAUUCCCAAGGGCUCUCUCCUGGAUCCAUCAGAUGAAGCUGCUGUAGUAGGCGGUAAUGUUCUGACAUCUCAGCGAGUCGUUGAUGUUGUUUUGCAAGCAUUUGGAGCUUGUGCUGCUUCUCAAGGAUGUAUGAACAAUGUUACGCUUGGUACUGUAGAAUGGGGCUAUUACGAAACUGUUGCUGGUGGCAGUGGAGCUGGCCCAACUUGGGAUGGUAGAGGUGGCGUUCACACACACAUGACCAACACACGAAUUACUGAUCCAGAAAUAUUAGAACUACGUUAUCCAGUGAUACUAAAUAAAUUCUCUCUUCGUCCUGGAACUGGUGGUGAGGGUGCUCAUCGUGGUGGUGAUGGUGUCAUACGAGAAAUGACUUUCAGGUCUCCAAUGACGUUGUCGGUAUUAACUGAAAGACGAGUCCAUUGUCCUCCAGGCUUAGCGGGUGGUUCACCGGGUGCUCGUGGCAAAAAUACUCUCAGGAGGAUGGAUGGAAGAAUAAUCAAUUUAGGUCCGAAAACAGCUGUGCCCGUUCAUGCUGGGGAUACUUUCAUCCUAGAAACACCCGGUGGUGGUGGUUACGGUUCCCUCGAUACAAAGCAACCAAUUUUUAUGAGGGCAACAUCUCGAACGUUCGUCGAACGUGGAAGCGUUUUCGAGUAUAGAAAAGCUCAGGAAUCUGUAUAACGUAAAGUUAAGUUUUACAAAAUCUAUUUAAUCUGUUCGUUACUACAUUGGUUACGAGUUACUCGUCAUGUAACGGUUCUUCCUCCUAAAUGUACAUGUAUAUCUAUGAAAGUUUAUAUAGCAAGGCAGGAGAAUUUGGUAAUAGUUACUUACAAACUAUGCACGUGGAAGAGGAAGGAGGUGUAGGGAUUAUCGGGAGCUUGAUACACUUGAAAGGAUAUCUCAACGUACACGACAGGUUUACGAAGUUUAGUUAACUUUGAUAGGAAGAAUGUGUCGUUCUAGAUUUAUAAUAAACUUCUAAGGAACUUAUUACUAUUAUUAUUAUUAUUAUUAUUAUAUAUAUAUAUAUUAUU